AUGGGAAAGGGCAAUUGGUUUCUGAGUAUUAUAGAGAAAAACAAGGGUGUCCUGGUAAUGAUAUUUGUGCAGCUUGUGUACUCAGGCAUGGCUCUCUUCUCUAAAGCAGCAAUAUCUAAAGGAAUGAACCCUUAUGUCUUUGUUGCUUACCGCCAGGCCUUUGCCACUCUUGCCUUGGCUCCCUUUGCUUUCUUCCUCGACAGGAAGAAGUCUGAUCUGUUGUCAUACAGCCUAAUUGGGAAGAUUUUCUUGGCUUCUUUGUUUGGGAUCACAUUGAGUUUGAAUCUCUACGCGUAUGCAAUAAACUAUGUCUCUGCGACAUUUGCUUCUGCCAGCAAUAACACGAUUCCUGCGCUUACGUUUCUGAUCGCUGUUGCAUUCAGGAUUGAGAGUUUUUCAAUAAGGAAUUCUCCAGGAAUAGUGAAGUUGGUAGGGUCAGUGGUUAGUCUUUCCGGGGCAAUGGUAUUCGCGUUUGUGAAAGGCCCACGGGUCAAUUUCAUGAACUGGCAUACUGGGACUGAUGAGAACCAGCUGAAGACAAAUCCUGUCAUCAAUUUCAGCAGUAAAGAGAAGUGGAUACAAGGUUGUCUGCUUAUGCUCUCAGCCAACACUGCAUGGGCCUCCUGGCUCGUCAUUCAGGCGCCUCUAGUGAAGCAGUAUCGGGCAAAAUUUCGUCUGACAAUGCUGCAGUGCUUGUUUAGCUGCAUACAAUCGUCAGUUUGGGCGAUGAGCAUGAACAGGGACUUAUCGUCAUGGAAGCUUAACUGGGAUUUGAAUCUCUUUUCAGUGGCAUAUUGUGGGGUGGUCGUGACUGGAAUAACAUACUGGUUGCAGCUGUGGGCAGUGGAGAGCAAGGGCCCUCUGUUUGUCGCCAUUUUCAGUCCAUUGACACUGAUUUUUACUGCUAUUAUCUCAGCAUUUCUCUGGAAGGAGACGCUGUAUUUGGGAAGUGUUUGUGGAGGCAUAUUGCUGGUGGGGGGAUUGUACUGCGUCCUCUGGGGGAAAAACAAAGAAGCCCAAAAGCAAGCAAAUCAAGAGCAGACACAACCACAAAAUUUUGCUAAGGAGGAAACCAUUGUCUAGCUAGCUUAGCUACCGCAUUACGCAUUUUUUGCUGAUCGAUUUACAUAUAUCUUUUCAAGAAUCCAAAUGGGGUUUCCAAAUCUUGAUCGUACCAUUAGUUCUAAUAUAAAAUCAACCGAUUUCGCCUCUUUUUUUCCUUUUUUUUUUUUGGGUUGUUCGUUUUUUAUUAAUAGGAUUAAUGGGAAUUAGCGGGUGAUUGAAAUUGUUCGUAUAUGUGUAUAAACGUGCUUUUGUUUACAU
Messenger RNA from Sesamum indicum (sesame), 1323 nucleotides. RefSeq names its product WAT1-related protein At1g43650. The record is from RefSeq and is a predicted model, not a curated record. Gene Ontology annotation, cellular component: membrane. Lineage: Eukaryota; Viridiplantae; Streptophyta; Magnoliopsida; Lamiales; Pedaliaceae. Gene Ontology annotation, molecular function: transmembrane transporter activity.